AUGUCAUCAGUGACGGAUGACGACACAGACCAUUGGCUCGAUCUUGACACAAACUACUCCAUCCCGUCACAAACCGUCGAUGAGAUAUUGGCUGAGGUAAUAUAGUGUUCAAGCGAUAUAAAAGAUUAUAGUAUAGGGAGAAGUCUAUUAUUUUUGAUAAUAAGAAGCCAAGAAAUUUGAAAAUAAUAAAAGUUUGAUCAUGCUUAUCAAGAAUGCAUCAAAGUUAUUGUAGAAUGACAACGGUCUGGACGACGACUUCUUUCUGGUAGAUGAUGACGACUCAUGCGGUCUUAACAAGCCAAUAUCACCGAUUCAUUUGACAUAUCACUUGGACUGUCCUCUCCUAUUAGAAACUGAAGGUAAAUACAACGACAAUCUAGAGUAUUACAUUAAUUAUCACAUUCAUAAUAUCAAUCCUAUCGUUUUCUAUUGUACAUUUGAAUUAUACAACCUUUAACCGUUUUUAGAUGUAAUAGCUCACCAAGUAAACAUGGUGAAAGACCGGCCGAAUGGUGGUAAAGCAACUUGCAUAGCCGUAUCUGAGCAGCACGUUGCCGUAGGCACAGUGAAAGGAAUGGCGAUAUUGUUCGACAAAAAAGAUGGAAAGUUGCUUUGCUUUACUGGUAACACUGAGAACGCCCCUGUCUCUGCAUUAGGCUUCAAUACAAACUCUACAAGUCUAGCUAUAGGCUACAGUAACGGGCGAUUAAAGAUUUUGAAAACAACGACCGGUAAGACCAGGGACUUUGACGAUUGUGUAGUACAACCAGAUCAUGGGAUCAUACAGGUCGAGUAUUUGAACAGGUAAUGAUUUUUUGGUAUUUCAUUACUGCUAAAUAGUACCGAAGUACUUAAAAUGUUGUCUGACUUCACUUUGUCAUGAUAUAAACGAUACAUUUAUCUUUUGAGAACUUUCAAACAAAUCAUUGUUAAUAACAUGUUUUAGAUCAAGUCUUUUGGUUUUGGACAACGGAGGGUCAGUCUUUGAAAUCAGGGAGGGCAGAAAAGGACCAGCAAGGUGUAUAUUCACCGGCUGCAAGGGAGAGGUAAGUAUCCGAGAGCAUUUUGUAUUUAUGUCUACAAUGCCUACAAUAGUAGCUAUGAACUACACUAUGUUUGCACUAACAAUUUCAGGCAGUGCAAGUCCGAGCAUUUCCCGAAGAGAACAUCCUUCUCUUAUCAACUCUAAAACAAGUUCUGAUAUUCAGCCAGAAGACCGGUCGAAUUAUCUCCCAACUCCGUCUGCCCGACUUUCCCCAAGCUCCUCCCUUGGUCGAUUACAAUAUUCAAAUACACUCAAUCUCGAAACGGUCGGUAAUACACGAUGUACGAGUAGCUACAGCACGACAAAACGAAAUCAGGAUCUACAGUAUGACGUCGGACGGUAGAAACGUGACAUUUCCUCUCAGUAAGAUAAUAAAACCUCAAGUCGAGUCGACCAUUUGUGGCAUGUUUUGGAUGGACCUAAAUAGUAUUGUAGUAGUUACAGUAGACGAAAAGGUUUCUUUAAUCGACGCACAACGGGGUACUGUAACGGCGACUUCGGAAAUAGAAGCCGUAGAGCUGGUCUACAACUUGGCCGAAUUCAAGGUAACUUCCUUUACCUACAAACAUUUUUUUUAACCAAAAAAAAUGCGGAGGAUUACCCAUUUUGCGAAAUCUUUUAAAAUUUGAAACCUUCCUUUUACUUUUCGACCGCAGUUUUUAAUUAUAAAUUUUAAAAAACGAUUUUUUUUUGGUUUUUAAUUUUUGAGCAAUUACUUCACUUCUUCCAACGACUGCAUGACACAUUAAAAGUGACACGAUGACUCAAUUUCUGGGCGAAAAAAAAUAAUUUACAAAAAAUUGUUUUAGGGACUUUAUACUGGAGGAAACGUGAGUCCCGCCUUCCAAUAUCUGGCUCCAAACGUGUGUUAUCAAUCUGCCAAGAGAUAUUCGAGUAGUUUGUACCUGCUGGGAUCUACUGCCAUAUACAGAUGCGACCUCAUGACAGAACGACAGCAACUCGACCGUUUUCUUGCUCGGUAUUUAUUUUUUGUAAUUUUUGAAACACAUUGUUUUGUUUUUACUUUAGUUUUGAGUACUUUGACAUUAGCUAUGAAUACUACAUGAGUUGUUUUGUAACACGAUUUUUGAAUAUUUAUAUAGUUUUUAGAUACAAUUUAUAGUGUUACCCAAUGGUAGUCAAGAGUAGAAUAAUCAAAGUAGUCUUUAUUUAGGAAAGAUGUUGUAUCAGCCGUUUUAUAUGCCAUGGACGUGACGAACACGGUUCGAAGGUCAAAUUUUGCCAAUAACAACAUGUUCAAGUUCAUCGACGACAAGAUACCUGAAUUACUGGCAAAGUUGUUGGAUAGCACGAUGGACGGAUUGGAAAGUGGGAGAGUUACUGAUCUGAUUGAACAUUACAGAGUACGUUUACAUUACUUUAAACAUUAAUAUAUUAUAAUCGAUAAGUUUUAUUACCUAAAAUUUGAAAACGUUUAAAUUUUAACAUUUAUGUGUAUUAUAAUGUUUAUCUUGAAAAGAUGAAUUUUUAAAACUUUUAAAAUUAAUAUUGUUUUAGAAGUACAUCACAGUUCUGAUCAAAGUGUGCGUUGAAAAGAAGUACUUUGACAUUCUCUACAACACCAUCUACCCGAAGAUAGAAAAAGACGGUCUCGCCAAGUCUAUUUUCUUGGAAAUAUUGGAAGAACACGCAGUAGAAGGUCGAUUAGAACAUCCUCCACCUGAACUUAUCCAUGAUCUACUUACAUAUCUCGUUAAUGAAGGACAGUUUGCUCAAUUUGAAAGUACAGUAAGCCAUAUGCCAAUUGAGUGUCUGGACCUUCAUCAAGUCAUCACAACAUGUCGGAGUAAUUUUCUGUUCGAUGGGCUGAUUUAUGUAAUGAACAAUGCCAUGGUGGACUAUGUGGGGCCAUUGGAGGUAGGGUUUUUGGACUGUUAAUGGUUUGAUUAAGCAUAGUUACGACAACUAAAAAAGUAUUCUUAUGUAAGGCUAUGAAAUAUCUUACUUUUAUUUCAGGAGAUGUGUUGUCAUGUUGCCGAGUUUAUCCAUAAAGCAGUGUUAUCAGACUUUGAUAUAGCUACGGGUAACAAGUUACUGCUCUACUUAAGUGCAUGUCUCAGUGGAAACUCAUAUCCAGUAGGGGAUCUACCACCAGAACGGGCGGAGGUGGUACCAUUGGAAGUGUACAAGUUCCUGGUAUCUCUUAAUCAUCUUAACAUAUCUCAGCGUACGGGCCGAGAACGGUAUUCCGUUCUACAUCUUCUCCUACAGUACGACCCUCUACAGUUUCUGAAUGUUAUAUCUACUUGUGCUGAUGCUCCAAUCUUUGCUCAAUCUGAUGGCCGCUUAAGUCGCCUUAUCGAGAUUUUGGUCGGUGUUACAGAAGAAAACCCAAAAUACAUGGGGAUUCUGAUUCCCUUCAUCACACAUCUUCUGGAGACGGGUACGGUAACUCCAAAUUUGCAUACUUAUGAGAACUUGAUCUUGAGGACGAUAGAAAGGAUAUCCGAAACGAAUGAACAACAUGUGGAGGAGAAGAUCGUUAAUCUGAUCAAAGUGUGCGAUCAGAUGUCUGAAGACAGGAUUCUGAUGAAAGCCAAGCAGAAGCCAUUGUAAGGUUUAUAUUAUAUACUUUUCAUUUGUUGCGAGGAGAAAGUGUUCGUCGCGGUUUUUUUAUUAUGAGCGCGAUAGCAUUGAGGAGGCGACGUUUGCCCAAACUUGGAAAAGAAUUCGCUUUUUUUAAAAGGUACCCGAUUUUCAGGAUCUCGAUUUGUGCCUACAUUUACAUAAAGCGACACGAGUACGUGAACCUGUUGUUGACUUGCAUCGAAGAUAAACAAAUACCAAACUGCACAUUUGAUUUUAUAAAUCAUCUUCUGGAUGGAGUCGAGGAAAGUGGACAAGCUCAACUCAGACGAUUCGUGACUUCGUCGUUGAAUGUAAGUUUAUGUUGUUGUUUCAUUUACAAAAAUGGUAGAAACAAAAGGUUUUUUUAAUUAGUAGAAUGAAUUUAGGUAACAUUUUUAGGAUCUUGUGAAAACUUUUGUUACAAAAAUAAAUUAGCGAAUAGUGACAUACUUUGUUUAGGUACUGAACCGUUUGGACUCGGAAAGGGCUGCUCGACUAUAUCUGGAGCGGUUUCCGGAAUGUCUGAUAUCAUCGGAACAACUACCUUUUGACUUCUUGUUUCACUGUUUCAGAAUCAAGUAAGUGUACUAUUAUAUUUGAAAGUUACUGUAAGUUUUGUUAUAAAAUAUUACUUUUGUUUUAGGUAACCUUGUAAUAAUUCUCCAAAAUGAAUUUAAUUGUCAUUUUUAAUUGAAAUCAUAUCACUGAUAUGCUAUUCUACCUAUUUUAGAAGUGCUGAAGGCUCUAAGUCGCUUUGUGGAGACGAGGAUGUAGAUGAAGGUCUCUUCCGCUCUCUAUUCAAAGGCAUCAUCGAAGAAAGAACCAGAACGGGCUGUAAUGCUGAUGACAUUGAUGCAGAACUAUCUGAUAUCUUACUGUAUUGGCUGCCGAUGGGGUCGAGAGAUGACACUUGUCUCAAUCUGGCAUCGUCGCAGAAUCUCAUCGAUUCUACAGUAAUCUUGUUGUUGGCUAGGAAACAUUACCUGCGGGCUUUUGAGGCAUUGUACGAAAGGUUAGAGCAGUCGGGGCCUAACCAUGUCAACUUUGGUAUGUUUGUUAGGUUUUUUGUGUUAAAUUUUUUUUAUUGUAGAAAUGGUUGUCUUGUAUUAACUUGUUUUUAUUUUGUCAUUUUGAUAUUUUAGAGAAGAGGAUGAUGAUGAUAAUAGAAAUAUGCAAACAAAGUCGCGACAUUGCCAUAAGCGGUGGUUGGUGGGUCAAGUUGUUCAACUUUAUACUCUCCACGACUCAAGGAGAUGGUAAGCUUACUCUGACAUUUGAAACAACUGUUUAUUCCAAAAUAUAUGUGUAAUGACAAACUUUAUGUAACCCAGUGAAGAGAGUCAACAUUGCAGAUAUGCGGGAUGGCUACUUCACAGACAUCUUCACGAUCAUAGUGGAGACCUGUGGCAGUCAGGUGAGCCAAGUGCUGGAUUCUCUGUUCUCUCACCCUCGGCUUCGCUCUGCCACCUUCUCCAACUUUAAUAUGUUGGUGACGUAAGUGCGGAAGCGUAGAAACACAUUUUUUUAGAAAAAUACUUUUUUCCUGCCAAAUCGACCGACAAAUACUCAUUCAGACCCGGAAUUGUAUCCAGGUUGAGGCGUAUGACCUAUUAAAACGUAUGAGUUCGACCAGUCGAUCACUGCACUCUACUGUACGCACCAACGCAUGUGCGGUAUGUGGGAAUGACAUUCUGCAAUCAUUUACUAUCUUCGAGUAAGUCAUUCUUGAUUUGCUUCAAGAAAAACAUGUUUUGAAUAAGUUAGUGACAUUCUUUUACAUUAAAGUAAGUAUUGCCGGGUAAGAUGUAAAAAAUAACUAUUUUUGAUAUAUUUUGGAGUAAGUCACCGACAAUAACAUUAAUUUGUGACGACACGCAUAAAUUAAUGUCAAUUUUCGAGAAGGAGUGAGACGAACGUUUUCUGUCAUAAGUAUUAACAUCCCUUUUAUCACAAGUACGAGUACUGACUAGCACGCAUCUUUGUUAUGUUUAGUCAUGUAUGACCUUUUCAGCUGUGGUCAUUUAGCGCAUCUGGAGUGUCUGGAUGAAUGCAAACGCAAGUGUCCAUGUGAUUCGAAGAACGUUGAAAUCAAUCACAUUGAGACAAUGCACAACAGUAUCAUGGAAGAUACAGCCAGUAUUUCCAUGUUCGGCCAAGAAAACCUUCGGCUUCGACCGUGCCCAGAACCUUCGGACCCUUUCUAA
This is a messenger RNA of Bursaphelenchus okinawaensis, 5838 nucleotides long. The record is from the annotation of a GenBank genome assembly. NCBI's taxonomy places the organism in Eukaryota, Metazoa, Nematoda, Chromadorea, Rhabditida, Aphelenchoididae.